AUCUUAAAGCAACCCUACUCAGUGUCUAUAUAAUACUCGAAUCCCAAUCUUUUUGUUCAUUAAGCUAUACAUAUUACAACUUAUUUCAUUUUGUCAUCUAAAAAAAUAUUGUUUCAAUUUUGUUUUUUGCAUGAGAUAUAUAUAUAGACACUAAUUCUUUUUUGUGAUUGAAUUAAAAGAUGAAGCAACAAUAUGCAAUGGAAAUUCCAGUACAUGCACCAACUAUUGUUGGUGCUAAAGAGUUUUCUACUGGUAUUAAUGGUUGUUUCUCUGAUGUUUCUCUAUGUUGUUUGACAUGUUGGUGUCCAUGCAUUACCUUUGGACGUAUCGCAGAGAUUGUUGACAAAGGCUCGUCAUCUUCUGGAACAAACGGGGCAAUAUAUUCACUACUCAUGUUUUUAAGUGGCUGUCAUUUUAUGUAUUCAUGCAUGUAUCGUUCUAAGAUGAGGGCUCAAUUUGGAAUGCCAGAAGAUAAUUGUAGAGAUUUUGUUGCCCAUUUUUGUUGCGAAAGACGUGCAUUAUGCCAAGAGUACCGUGAACUACAAUAUCAUGGUUAUGAUCCUGCCCUUGGAUGGCAAGGUCAGAAGCAAAACCAAGGACUAGUGGCUCCGCCGAUGCCAGGUGGCAUGACCAGAUAGGUUACAUGAAAGAAUGAAGAACUUUAAACUAGUUCAUGUAUGAAAAACCUCUGUUUGAGUAUUGUACUAAAUUGUUGUGUAUGUCUUUUGCUUUCUUUUGCAUAUUGAAAUUAUGAUUUUCUUGUUUCUGGAGAAUUCAAGUGUUUAUAUAUGUUCCUCAAGUCUUAUUAAUAAAAAUUACCUGAUGAGCAAAUUUUAUGUAAA
Molecule: messenger RNA, 842 nt
Organism: Beta vulgaris subsp. vulgaris (sugar beet)
Lineage: Eukaryota; Viridiplantae; Streptophyta; Magnoliopsida; Caryophyllales; Amaranthaceae
Product: cell number regulator 10
Exons: 4
Coding region: 180-638 (152 amino acids)
Source: RefSeq, a predicted model, not a curated record